Molecule: messenger RNA, 4684 nt
Organism: Malus domestica (apple)
Lineage: Eukaryota; Viridiplantae; Streptophyta; Magnoliopsida; Rosales; Rosaceae
Product: LEAF RUST 10 DISEASE-RESISTANCE proteinUS RECEPTOR-LIKE PROTEIN KINASE-like 1.5
Molecular function (GO): polysaccharide binding
Source: RefSeq, a predicted model, not a curated record
AAACCACAGCACGAGGUAGAAGAGAAAGUUUGAAUCUUUGGAAUUUGGAGUUUGGAUGAGAGAUUGUGGAGAAAACUAGAAGCUCUCACUCUCCUUCUCCUCCUUCCACACAGAAGAGGAAGACCCUUCUCCUCAACACCUGAAAUCCCAACCCUCUACUCCUUCCUCCAACCUUCAAUCUUUGCCCUCAAGAGGGCCCCACCUCCCUCUUCCUCCCUCCAGUCCCACAGCGACCUCCCAACCCCGCCGCCCGAAACCCUGACCCCCGACCACAUCGCCGCCCUCUAGACCGCCCUCCACAAGUCCCUCAUAACCCACAACACUGAUGCGGCCUGGAAGUCCUUCAAGACCGUCACCGGCACCUCCGCCUUCCCCAGUAAGUCGCUCACCAAUUCUCUAAUUACCCAUUUGUCCUCGCUCGGGGACACUCACAAUCUCAAGAGGGCUUUUGCCACCACUGUUUAUGUCGUGGAUAAAUACCCAGGAUAUUUGGAGUUUAAAACUGUUGGGUUUGUGCUGGAUGCUAUGAAAUGUGCCAAUACUGCUGCCCCUGCUUUUGCUUUGGUUAAAUGCAUGUUCAAGAACCGGUUUUUCUUGCCGUUUAGUGUGUUGGGCAAUGUACUUGUUGAGAUCAGUAGGGAAAAUGGUAACUUUGUCGCGUUCUUACGGGUUUCUGAAGAGAAUUGUAGGAUUGCUUUGGAUGAGAAGUUGGAGUUUUUGAACCCGGGUUUGGCUGCUUGUAAUGCGGCGUUGGAGGGGUGUUGUCGUGAGCUUGAAUCGUUGAGUGAUGCCGAAAAAGCUGUUGAAACGAUUGCGGUUUUGGGGAUUGGGCCUGAUGAGUCGAGUUCUGGUUUUCUUGCUCAUUUGUAUGCAUUGAAGGGUGGGUUUCGUUUUUCGGAUAAAAGGGUGUUUCGGAGCAGUUUGAUUAAUGGCUAUGUUAAGUGAUGGAGAUGGCGAAUGUCUGAAUUUGGGUGAAGAAACUCGCAAGGCCGACAUUGGUAUCCAACAAUCGACGAGCAGUUCAGACGCACACUUGCCUUGAUUUAUUGCAGUGGGAUCACCUUCAGUCUUCUGUUCAUUUUCAUACUGCAUUUGCAUGUGCUGGUAGCAGUGUAAAAGGCUGUGAAAGCAAUCAGCAUCGUCCUUGGUGGGGCUGACAUACCGCGUCAGAUUGGUAAGCCGAUACAGAAACUUGUUCACACACUCGAGCACCUUCUCUUGUAGUUUAUGGAGUUGAUUUCCCUCCUUGUCUACAUCCUUUUGAAAAUUGGAGUUUUAACUAAACAUUUUCGUUAUUGUUUAUUUUUAACGAAAAAGACAUUUUUACUUUAAAAAAUCACUCUUAGUACUAUUCACUUACAAUAUUUUUUUUGUUCUUUUGAUUAAAAUUCAAAAUUUUCAAGUUAUUUUCAUUAAUUUUUUUUGAAAAUCCAUAUUGCUUCAGAGCUAGAACCCACAAGAAAACAGAGGCUCUGCUUUUUAGGAAGAAAAAUUAGGUAGGGCACCGAAAAGAACACUUUCUUCUGUCCUCCUUGACAAAUAAAACUUUAUCAUGUGAAAGUUGAAACUCUUCUUGCAUUACUUUGCUCUCGUGUCUUCAUUUGAACAUCUCCAACUCCUCCAAAACCCUUCUUCUCCUAUGCCGCCGUCGGCCUCAGAAACCCUACUUCUCAUCGCCAUUUUCUUCUUGCUUCCUCUGGACACCCUCUCGUCCGUCAUCCACGCAGGCCAUGCCAUCCCUCUCACUGGUAUGUGUGAGGACGCAUGCGGUGCAAUCCCAGUAAAGUUCCCAUUCGGUACCGGAUUUGGUUGCGGCCACCCUGAAUUUAUCAGAUACAUCAAAUGCAGCUCAGGAACACUUCAAUUCUCCACCGGAACCGGCAUCUACACCAUUUCCUCCAUAGACUACAACAGCAGCACCAUCAUUGUCACAGAUCCACUCAUGUCAACAUGUUCCUCCAUGCAAAAUUCAGGUAGUUUUAGCUUGGACAAGUCCAGUCCUUUCACUAUAGGAGAGCAAAACAUCUUCGUUUUGCUCGGCUGCUCAACGACAUCCCCGGUGUUUGAUCCAAACGAAGACUUGUGUGACACUGGAUCCGGUACCCGGGUGUGUAGAGGGUUGUACUCUUGCAAGGGGGUUGCCGGCAUUGGACUGCCACAGAAUGCGCCGAUUUCCACCUGUUGUGUUUAUGAUUCUGAAAUCGUGGUUGGCUCAGGUUAUGCACUGGAUCUUCCAAAGCUCCAGUGCUCUUCUUAUACAUCAGUUUACGAGUUUGGAGACGAAGGCGAUCCGACGAAAUGGAGAUUUGGGAUUUCUUUGCAAUAUAAUGAUUCUUACCACACAAAUAAAUGCAAGGAUUGUGAAACCAGUGGAGGGAUUUGUGGAUUUGCUGGUUUGGAUCAGUCAUUUGCUUGUAUUUGCAGGAGUGGUGUUAACACCACCACAAAUUGUUUUGGGCGAGGGUACGCUUGGAGUGGGGCAGUGGAUCUGGAUUUUCAAGUUAACACCAUUAUUGGCGGACUUUUGCUCUCGUGGGCCUUGCUAUUUAUAUGUAAUCAGCAGAUAGAGCUCCAAGACCUGCUGUAGUUACUUUUGGGGAAGGCAGUAGGGAUAUGGAUGGCACCUGUAAUAUUUAUUUACAUAUGCAAUUUAUUUGUUCAUCUUCUAGAUAUUGAAUUGAUGUAAUCUCACGUCCUUCCUAGUUCCUACGAAGGAAUUUGACCAAAAAAAUGCAAACUUAAAAUCCGUUACGCUUUCAGUGGUUCAUUUACUCUUCCUUUGAAGAAAGUAUGUCCUGGAUCUAACUAUAUGACCACGUCAUCCAUCCAACCAUCCCCGGGCCCGUCGCCGUCUGAGUCCGACUGCCGCUCCCCCUUAGCUAGGAGAGAAUGAAGGCGGAGAGACAAAUGCAUAAAAUAAAGAGAGUAGAAAUAAAUCUGUUGUAUUUAUAUGUUUUUUUAUGUCCCCAAUCACGUUUGGAGAGUAGUAGGUAGAAAGCACACCUAUCAAAUCUGGUAGCUUUGCUUGAAAUGCAGGGCAUUAACAAGGAUAAUUGGAAGAUAAGUGAGUGAAAGGUUCAUUAUCGCUUACCAUAAGCUUCUAAGUAUGUCUUAUGUCCUCAGGUUAAUUGGAUAAAUUUCGCCCCACCCGCCCCCUGAUUAGCAAAUCAUCACCUUGAAGUUACACAAACCAUUCCUCUUUUAUCUAUUCCUACAUGAAAAUGGAAUCUUAAAAUAUUCCUCCCUAAUUUGGGAUCUUAAAUGUUCCCAUCUGAAUUUGGAAUCCAAAUUCAUCAAGAAAAAGUUAGAUACCACCUGAAAUUGGUUGUCCUAAUUCCUCAAGGAAAACCUAAUUUCCUACUUCCACCUGCAUGCAUGCGAACACUAUAUAAUAACGACAUCAGCUAUCGUCAACAUUCACAUCACUAUUCAUCGUUGUCGAUCAAUCCAACACAAAGCUCCUAAUUCAGACACAAAGUGCUUCUCUCUUGCCACGAUGGCCGACGGUGUUACUUCUACGAAGUUCUUUCUCAUUGCUCUUUUACUCUAUACUGUCACCGCCGUUACCUCUCAAGUUGCAACCACAAAUAAUUAUGCGUCUGACGAAGCCAUUCUCAUAACCGUGGACCAGUCCGGCAAAGGAGAUUACUGGAAAAUACAGGACGCCAUUGAUGCCGUGCCGUCGAAUAAUGCGGAGAAUGUGUACAUUGCAGUUAAACCUGGAACAUACACUGAAAAAAUUUGGGUGCCUGCAGAUAAGCCAUUUAUUACGAUAGCCGGCGCGGGGUCGGGCGAGACGAUAAUAACAUGGAGUCAGGGCGGGGAGAUAUACGACACUCCAACCUUCACCGUCCUGGCUUCUGAUUUUACAGGACGAACCCUCACAAUUCAGAACACGUACGGGAAAGGAGCUCGAGCGGUGGCACUUAGGGCUUCCGGAGAUAGGGCAGCAUUCUACGAUUGCAGUAUCAAGUCGUAUCAAGAUACCCUACUUUCCGAAAACGGCAAGCAGUACUACAGAAACUGCUACAUCGAAGGAGCCGUCGACUUCAUAUUCGGAAGCUCAGCCGCCCUUUUCCAGAACUGCCACUUGCACUCGACUGCGGAUGAGGUCGGAUUCAUAACCGCCCACCGGAGGGACAACGCUUCAGAGAACUUGGGCUUCAGUUUCGUGGGGUGCAAGAUAAGCGGCUUAUCAAAGACAACCCUAGGACGGCCAUGGAGCCCCUAUUCCAGGGUUAUCUUUGCCCUUACGCACAUGUCGAAUGUCGUUGCGCCGCAAGGUUGGGACGACUGGGGUCGGUCGCCCGACGAACUGAGUACUGUCUACUUCGGACAGUACAGAUGUUGGGGAGCGGGAGCCGAUACGUCGCAGAGAGUUAAGUGGGCCCGGGAACUUACGUUCCAAGAGGCUGCGCCGCUUAUGACGAGUGGCUUCAUUGGUGGCACAUACUGGUUAAGGCAAGCUCCGACCAGGUUCAAGAGUAUAAGUGCACUCCGUUCUUCAAAUGUCACGGCUGCUGGAAAUAACUAAGGUUUUGUACUAAUUCACAAAGAAAGUGAAAAACACGGAGUAGGUUGUGGUACAUAUUUGUAUUAAGUUUGAAGGUUUUUUUCUUCACUAAACUGUGAUGUUAUUAAGGGCUUACAUAUGAAUUGAAUUUUAAUUGUAUUUUAUAUUGGA